CUCUCUCUCUCUCUCUCUCUCUCUCUCGAUCUCAAUCUCUCGAUCGAUCCAUCGAUCCAUCGUCUCCUACAUAUCUCUCUCCUCCUCGAAAAUGGCGGGGAGUCAAGGCUACGGCGGAGGCACGACGAUGAUGAUCGUGGCGAGCACGCCGAGCCAGGAACUCGCCCUUACCAACCUCGCCUACUGCUCCGCCGCGGAUCUGAGGAGGUUCUCCCUCUCCGGAUCGAGCCAAACCCUAGCAAUGGUGGGCGAUUCCAUCGUUCUCACCCUAUGUGAUCAUCCUGGAGUUCCUGAUUGUCACAUCGCCCUAAAUGCGAUCCAUCGUAGGCAAACAAAAGUUUCUGCUGGUGAUUCAUUAUCUGUUACGAGUUUUGUUCCUCCUGAUAAUUUCAAUCUGGCAUUUCUUACAUUGGAGCUGGAGUUCGUUAAAGGAAGGGCUAAUCGAACUGAGCAAUUAGAUGCUGUUCUUCUUGCUCAGCAACUUCGGAAAAGAUUUACUGACCAGGUUAUGACAACUGGUCAAAGAGUGUCAUUUGAAUUCUAUGGGAUAAACUAUAUCUUUACAGUCAAUCAGGCUAUGCUGGAGGGACAGGAAAGUUCUACUCCAUUGGAUAGAGGAAUGAUAUCCAUGGACACAUAUAUUGUAUUUGAAGCUUCUUCAAACUCGGGAAUUAAGAUAAUCAACCAACGUGAAGCUGCCAGUAGCAACCUUUUCAAACAGAAAGAGUUUAACUUGGAAAAAUUGGGGAUUGGCGGAUUAAGUGCCGAGUUCACAGACAUCUUUCGAAGAGCAUUUGCUUCUCGAGUUUUUCCUCCUCAUGUUGUUAAUAAGUUGGGUAUCAAGCAUGUUAAGGGAAUGCUACUCUAUGGACCUCCUGGUACUGGCAAGACCCUUAUGGCCCGCCAAAUAGGGAAAUUGUUGAAUGGCAAAGAACCUAAGAUUGUAAAUGGACCUGAAGUAUUAAGCAAAUAUGUUGGAGAAACAGAGAAAAAUGUGAGAGACUUAUUUGCAGAUGCUGAAAAUGACCAGAGGACUCAAGGUGAUCAGAGCGACCUCCAUGUAAUCAUAUUUGAUGAAAUUGAUGCUAUUUGUAAGGCCAGAGGGUCAACAAGGGAUGGAACAGGAGUACAUGACAGCAUUGUGAAUCAGCUCCUUACAAAGAUAGAUGGUGUUGAGUCUUUAAACAAUGUAUUGCUUAUUGGAAUGACUAAUCGAAAGGAUUUACUGGAUGAAGCCCUGCUAAGACCUGGGCGCCUAGAGGUUCAUGUCGAAAUAAACCUGCCUGAUGAAAAUGGCCGUUUGCAAAUUCUUCAAAUACACACAAAUAAGAUGAAGGAGAAUUCUUUUCUUUCUCCAGAUGUAAGCCUUCAAGAGCUCGCUGCACGUACAAAGAAUUACAGUGGAGCCGAACUUGAAGGUGUUGUUAAAAGUGCAGUCUCAUUUGCUUUAAAUCGACAGAUAAGCAUGGAUGAUCUUACUAAACCUUUGGAUGAAGAGAGCAUUAAAGUUACAAUGGAUGACUUUGUGCAUGCCCUUCAAGAAAUUACUCCUGCAUUUGGUGCAUCCACGGAUGAUCUUCAACGGUGCAGGCUUAAUGGUAUAGUUGACUGUGGCAAGAGACACAAACACAUAUAUCAAAGAGCAAUGCUUCUUGUGGAGCAAGUUAAAGUAAGCAAGGGUAGCCCACUUGUUACUUGCCUUUUAGAAGGUCCAUCUGGGAGUGGUAAGACUGCAAUGGCGGCUACAAUAGGCAUUGAUAGUGAUUUCCCCUAUGUGAAGAUAAUAUCAGCAGAAACAAUGAUUGGCCUUAGUGAAAGCAGCAAAUGUGCGCGAAUUGUCAAGGUUUUUGAAGAUGCUUACAAAUCUCAAUUAAGUAUUAUUAUACUCGAUGAUAUCGAAAGGUUACUGGAAUAUGUUGCUAUCGGCCCACGCUUUUCAAAUUUGAUUUCGCAAACAUUAUUGGUCCUCCUAAAAAGGCUCCCACCCAAGGGAAAGAACUUGCUGGUUAUUGGAACAACGAGUGAGGUGGGCUUUCUAGAGUCUCUUGGAAUAUGUGAUGUAUUCGCUGUCGCAUACCAUGUUCCAAAACUGCAGAAGGAAGAUGCAAAAAAGGUGUUGCUACAUCUCAAUGUAUUCAAUGAGUACGAUAUUGAUUCGGCUGCCGAAGCACUGCAUGAUAUGCCAAUUAAGAAGCUAUAUAUGCUCGUGGAGAUGGCUGCGCAAGGAUCGGACGGCGGGAGCGCACAAGCUGUUUACUCUGGAAAAGAGAAAAUCAGCAUUACUCAUUUCUUCGACAUCUUGGGCGAUGUUGUAGCUACUCGUGUUUGAAAUCUCUAUUCUUCUCUCCGACAUCACACAUAAUGUAAUACAUUUUUCUUCUUCAUUCUAUUAUUCUCGAUUUUGCUCCUCUUUUUUUUUUAACUAUUUGCUUCUUCUUUUGCAACUUUGAAAUGUGGGGUAUACAUUUUUCUUCUUCAUUCUAUUAUUCUCGAUUUUUCUCCUCUUUUUUUUUAACUAUUUGUUUCUUCUUUUGCAACUUUGAAAUGUGGGGUGAUUGAGCCU
Ananas comosus (pineapple) is the source of this 2563-nucleotide messenger RNA. RefSeq names its product vesicle-fusing ATPase-like. Gene Ontology annotation, biological process: Golgi to plasma membrane protein transport; intra-Golgi vesicle-mediated transport; SNARE complex disassembly. Gene Ontology annotation, molecular function: ATP hydrolysis activity; ATP binding. The record is from RefSeq and is a predicted model, not a curated record. Gene Ontology annotation, cellular component: Golgi stack. Lineage: Eukaryota; Viridiplantae; Streptophyta; Magnoliopsida; Poales; Bromeliaceae. Bases 92 to 2329 code for a protein of 745 amino acids. The transcript is spliced from 21 exons.